Messenger RNA from Gorilla gorilla gorilla (western lowland gorilla), 954 nucleotides. RefSeq names its product olfactory receptor 2G2. Bases 1 to 954 code for a protein of 317 amino acids. Gene Ontology annotation, cellular component: membrane. Lineage: Eukaryota; Metazoa; Chordata; Mammalia; Primates; Hominidae. Gene Ontology annotation, biological process: G protein-coupled receptor signaling pathway. The record is from RefSeq and is a predicted model, not a curated record. The transcript has a single exon. Gene Ontology annotation, molecular function: G protein-coupled receptor activity; olfactory receptor activity.
AUGGGGAUGGUGAGACAUACCAAUGAGAGCAACCUAGCAGGUUUCAUCCAUUUAGGGUUUUCUGAUUAUCCUCAGUUACAGAAGGUUCUAUUUGUGCUCAUAUUGAUUCUGUAUUUACUAACUAUUUUGGGGAAUACCACCAUCAUUCUGGUUUCUCGUCUGGAACCCAAGCUUCAUAUGCCGAUGUAUUUCUUCCUUUCUCAUCUCUCCUUCCUGUACCGCUGCUUCACCAGCAGUGUUAUUCCCCAGCUCCUGGUAAACCUGUGGGAACCCAUGAAAACUAUCACCUAUGGUGGCUGUGCGGUUCACCUUUACAACUCCCAUGCCCUGGGAUCCACUGAGUGCGUCCUCCUGGCUGUGAUGUCCUGUGACCGCUAUGUGGCUGUCUGCCGCCCUCUCCAUUACACUGUCUUAAUGCAUACCCAUCUCUGCAUGGCCUUGGCGUCUGUGGCAUGGAUCAGUGGAAUAGCCACCACCCCGGUACAGUCCACCCUCACCCUGCAGCUGCCCUUCUGUGGGCAUCGCCAAGUGGAUCAUUUCAUCUGUGAGGUCCCUGUGCUCAUCAAGCUGGCUCGUGUGGACACCACGUUUAACGAGGCUGAGCUUUUUGUGGCUAGUAUCCUUUUCCUUAUAGUGCCUGUCUCAUUCAUCCUGGUCUCCUAUGGCUACAUUGCCCACGCAGUGUUGAGGAUUAAGUCAGCUACCGGGAGACAGAAAGCAUUCGGGACCUGCUUCUCCCACCUGACAGUGGUCGUCAUCUUUUAUGGAACCAUCAUCUUCAUGUAUCUGCAGCCAGCCAAGAGUAGAUCCAGGGACCAGGGAAAGUUUGUUUCUCUCUUCUACACUGUGGUAACCCCCAUACUUAACCCUCUUAUUUAUACCUUGAGGAACAAGGAGGUGAAAGGGGCAUUAAAGAAAGUUCUAGCAAACGCUCUGAGAGUAAAUAUUUUAUGA